This is a messenger RNA of Malus domestica (apple), 2630 nucleotides long. Its product is annotated as L-aspartate oxidase 2-a, chloroplastic-like. Gene Ontology annotation, biological process: NAD+ biosynthetic process. The record is from RefSeq and is a predicted model, not a curated record. Gene Ontology annotation, molecular function: L-aspartate oxidase activity. Lineage: Eukaryota; Viridiplantae; Streptophyta; Magnoliopsida; Rosales; Rosaceae.
AGAGGCGUAAGGAAAGUAUGGCGCGAAGUUCCACGAUGCUUCUCUAGCUGCAAAAAAAUAAAUAAAGCUUCAACCUUUGGGCGCGGCGUCGUCUACCGAAUGUAGGGAUUCUUUCCACUUUCUUUCUUCCAAAUUUCCAAUCGCCAAAAUCUCACAUAUGUUUGCUUUACACACACAUAUAUAUUUCUCUCCUCUCCUCAUUGGGUUUAUAGGUUCAUUCAUUGAAACCCAGCAACGCCCAGAUUUAGAAACUAGUGGCUGAAAUACUUGGUCAGAACAAUCUCUUAAACCCACAGGAGGAUUGCAAUGGCAACUUGUAUACCCGCGGGAAGUGGCAGACUCCACUGUAGAGUGAGAGACGUCAAGGGACAAGGUUGUAGAAGGACUUGUUGGAUUGCCAGUGUUGCAUUUAGUGGAUGCAUACAGAAAGACUUUUCAUGGUCACACGGGGUAUCAAAGUUCUUGCAGAUCCAAAGAUGUAACUUUUCCCCAUCUCCAAUUAACGAGAACUCAAAGACCUUAAGAACAGUCACUUCAUCGAGCUUGAGAGAUGACUCCACCAAGUUUUUUGAUUUUGCUGUCAUUGGUAGUGGAGUUGCCGGGCUCCGCUAUGCCCUUGAAGUGGCAAAACAUGGAUCUGUAGCCGUGAUUACCAAGGCUGAACCUCAUGAGAGCAAUACAAACUAUGCUCAAGGUGGUGUUAGUGCUGUUCUUUCCCUAUCAGAUUCUGUGGAGAGUCAUGUCCAGGACACCAUUGUAGCAGGGGCCUAUCUCUGUGACGAGGAGACUGUCAGAGUUGUGUGUACAGAAGGACCUGAAAGAAUUAGAGAAUUAAUUGCAAUGGGGGCAUCCUUUGAUCACGGGGAGGAUGGAAACUUGCACCUAGCAAGAGAGGGAGGUCACUCUCAUCACAGGAUUGUUCAUGCUGCUGAUAUGACUGGAAGGGAGAUUGAAAGGGCACUGUUGGAGGCCGUUCUUAAGGAUCCUAAGAUCUUCAUGUUUGAACACCAUCUUGCGAUAGAUUUGCUAACUUGUCAGGAUGGUUCUGAUACAGUUUGUCUUGGCGUUGACACUUUAAAUACGGAAACACAAGAGGUGAUACGGUUUAUCUCAAAGGUGACUUUACUUGCGUCAGGUGGGGCUGGACAAAUCUAUCCAACAACUACAAAUCCUCUGGUAGCCACAGGGGAUGGAAUUGCUAUGGCCCAUCGAGCUCAAGCUGUGAUUUCCAACAUGGAAUUUGUUCAGUUCCAUCCUACGGCCUUAGCUGACGAGGGCCUUCCUGUCCAACCUACCAAGGCUCGAGAAAAUGCAUUUCUCAUUACUGAAGCUGUCAGGGGUGAUGGAGGCAUCCUGUACAAUUUAGACAUGGAAAGGUUCAUGCCACUCUAUGAUGAACGAGCAGAACUUGCUCCGAGGGAUGUGGUGGCAAGAUGCAUAGAUGACCAGCUUAAAAAGCGAAAUGAGAAGUACGUGCUACUUGAUAUAAGUCACAAGCCCAGAGAAAAAAUCCUCUCACACUUCCCCAACAUAGCAGCCGAGUGCCUUAAGUACGGCUUGGACAUAACUCGCCAGCCAAUUCCCGUUGUUCCUGCUGCUCACUAUAUGUGUGGGGGAGUCCGUGCUGGACUCCAGGGAGAGACAAAUGUGCAGGGCCUGUUCGUGGCAGGUGAAGUUGCUUGCACGGGAUUGCAUGGAGCCAACCGUCUUGCUAGUAACUCAUUGCUUGAAGCACUAGUUUUCGCACGAAGAGCGGUCCACCCCUCAAUUGAACACAUGAAGUGCUCUAGCCUCGACUUCAGCACUUCAGAUUGGUGGGCCAGACCAGCCGUGCCUGUCUCACUCGAGAGCAAUGCCAUCGAAAAAAUUUUGGCAAUGACAAGGGAAGUAAGAAAAGAAGUGCAAUCGAUAAUGUGGAAGUAUGUUGGAAUUGUACGUUCUACAACAAGGCUUGAAACAGCAAAGCAAAAGAUUUGUGUUCUGGAGGAUAAGUGGGAGGACUACUUAUUUCAGAUGGGAUGGGAACCGACAAUGGUGGGGCUCGAGGCUUGCGAAAUGAGAAACUUCUUCUGUUGUGCAAAACUGGUGGUGAGCAGCGCCCUUGCUAGGCAUGAGAGCCGCGGACUUCACUAUACCAUCGAUUUUCCUGAUCUUGAGGAGAGCAAGAGGCUUCCAACAGUUAUACUCCCUUCUUCAUCCGUGCGAACUUCAUGGAGUUCGCGUCAACUACACAAGCUGCCAUUGUGUUAGGAAGUGCAACUUUUUCGGCAUCUGUUGAAAUCAUAGGGUUCUCAAGUUCUAGCUUACCUUCCAGAAACGUUUUGGCUAGGAUUGAAGCAUCCGAAAUUCGAGCAGCAUCUGUGAAAGCCGCACCAGGUUGUACCAUUUUAGCUUUUGGUUUCUGAUUCCUUUUUACCUUCUAUACUAAGAUUUCUUUCCAAUAAAAGAAAGAAAACUUCAUCAAAAUAUUCUUUCUUUCAAAUAAAAGAAAGAAAACUUCAUCAAAAUAUUAAUGCAAUAGUUUACAAUUCAAUUUCAAUGUAUAUUUGCUGAUCGACGAACAUUUAAAAAUGUAAAUUAUAUCAACUGCAAUCAGCAUUCAGCUGAGAAAGUUAACUUUUUGUUUCAAA